Molecule: messenger RNA, 1887 nt
Organism: Aspergillus sclerotioniger CBS 115572
Lineage: Eukaryota; Fungi; Ascomycota; Eurotiomycetes; Eurotiales; Aspergillaceae
Exons: 2
Coding region: 1-1887 (628 amino acids)
Source: RefSeq, a predicted model, not a curated record
AUGGCGGUCAUCAACCACAACAACCUGGUGCCCCCGGCGCCCCCGGCUCAUCAUCCAGCUGCUCGCCCGAAUGAGGCCCCUCGUGUGGCGCAGGCUGUCUCUCCACGCCCCAUGAACCCCGAGUAUCUGGUCCAUCAGAUGGGCCGGCUUAAUGUUCAGCCCGAGAGGCCGCCGGCUGCCAACCACCAAAAGCCAAAGGAUGCCAACCCCGUCGAGGAGAUUGAUGCCCGCGCACCCUUCUACUACCUGGGGUACACCUUCUUCAAGGCCGAUGCCCUACCCGGGCACAAGUCCACCUGGAGCCAGGUGGAAAGGGCGAAGAUGAACCUCAGCCAGACCGACCUAAUCAAGCUAGUGCACAAGCGAACUAAGAAGACCCCCAUCGCAGAGCAAUACCAGUCCCUGUCCAAGGUCAAGCGUGCGCAUGUGGAUAGGUUGAUCAGUGAACUCCGGAAAAGCGACCCCCAUUUCGAGUGGACGUGCGUAUAUGUAAAGGAGGAUGAGAAGCCAGUCAAGGGCAAGAAUUCCCGCCGCGGUGAUUACGAGACGCUUUCCAUGAAUGUCAUUGUCAUACGGAAGGCUACCGAUCUCGUGUUCCCCAAGAUCCCUGUGGACGACCAUGUCGAUGUGGACGCUCUUCCCAAGCCCAAGGACAGGGCGCCAACUCACGUCCACAAUCAUCCAUCGGAGCCUGGAUCCAAGCCGAUGCCCAGAAACAUGCAACCCAGUGAGCCGUUGGUCGGGCCUACUAUCCAUCAGGGGCCGAUGCCACCGGCCAUGAACAAUGUCCAGCAGCCACUGCCUGCCAGGUUCCACCCCCCACCUCCCCAGCCCCCUCAGGGAUAUCAGGGACCAAGACCACAUAUGGCCCCGGGACCUUGGCCGUGGAUGCACGCGAUGCCAGCCGGCAUGCACUCGCACCACCCUCCAUCUGGAAUGCCUGGUUCUACAAUGCCUGGUUCUGCGAUUCCUCGUUCUGGGAUGCCUGGCGCUACAGUCCCGAUGACCGCAAUUCCCCGUCCUGCGAUGCCUGGUUCUGCGAUGCCUGGCCCCGUAAUUCCCGGUAAUGCACACAUAGAGGCCCUUACCAAUGGAGUUCGAGGCAUCCCCAUUGCACCUGGCAUACCGCAUCAAAGGCAAGAACUCGAUCCCCGCCCCAUCCUGCCAAACCAGCCAGAGACCUAUCCUGUGGGCAAGGUAAAUGCCCCAGCUUCGGCGGAGGAUAAGCCCGAGAACAUCAGGCCUGCGACCCCAGCAGCCGAGCCCGAGUUAGAAUUGGGAGUGGAGUCUAGCAGCGUGGGAGAUGACGAGUCAGUGUUUGACUUCGAUGACGAGAGCUCCGUAACCGACAGCUCCGAUGAGGAGCUAGAGCUGGCUGAUAAGCCCCAGCCAUGGCGAGGCAGUCUGUAUCGUCGACACUCGACCCCGAGGACCAAGCCUUACCGUACCCACUAUCGAAAACAGCCCCAGAGGAAUGGUUCGGACACCAAAUCGGGCCGUUCUGAGUAUCCAACUGACUGCAUCGACGUGGUGCCCGCCGAUAGUAAGCAUGUCGACCCACGGACCGACAGUGGCCCUGGUCAGGAAGUCACACGGCCGGCCCGGGACCGACCCAAGAUUAUCCAUGCGCCUGUCAGUGCUGACGACCUGGAGCUGGAGCAGCUUCUGGACGAGAGAAAUGAGCGAUUCCGAGGUGGGCGGGUGCGGAAUGAUAUUCGGACACGAAUCCUGGAUGACCGCGAGGCUCGACUGGAGUUCCGCGAACGGAUGGUCGAAUACCAGGCCCGCAUGCUGGAGGAGAGGGAGCGGCUGAACGAAGCAUGCUACCUGGGUCGACGCAUGUCCCUGCGCGAGCCGGGAACAUUCUAUGCACCUCGACGGUACUAG